Lolium perenne is the source of this 2572-nucleotide messenger RNA. RefSeq names its product cyclic nucleotide-gated ion channel 4-like. Gene Ontology annotation, cellular component: membrane. The record is from RefSeq and is a predicted model, not a curated record. Gene Ontology annotation, biological process: monoatomic ion transport; transmembrane transport. Lineage: Eukaryota; Viridiplantae; Streptophyta; Magnoliopsida; Poales; Poaceae. Gene Ontology annotation, molecular function: monoatomic ion channel activity.
CCGGACCGUCUCGCCACGCCACGACGCCCGGCCUCGCGCGCGGAUGCUGUCCUCUCUGCAGCUGUGCACCGCCCGGCGUGGCAGCGGGAGCACCGUGUCGAUCAUGCCGACCGCCGCGUCCUCCUCGUCCGCCACCUCGUCGUCUUCCGCCGCCGCGUCGCCCCACGGCGGCGCCGUGAGGCGGGUAGGAGAGUACCAGCGAGAGAAGAGCUCGCCGGGCGGCGGCGGCAAGCGCGGGCGGCGGAGGCUGGCCGCGUGGGCGUCGAUCGACCCCCGGGCGAGGUGGGCGCGGGAGUGGGACCGCGCCUACCUGCUGGCCUGCGCGGCGGGGCUCGUGGUCGACCCGCUCUUCCUCUACUCCGUGUCCCUCAGCGGCUCACUGAUGUGCGUCUUCGUCGACGGCUGGUUCGCCGCGUCGGUCACCGCGCUCCGGUGCAUGGUGGACGCCGUGCACGUCUGGAACCUGCUCAUGCGGCUCCGGAUGGCGUGCGCGCCGGAUCAGGAGGCGGCGCCGGGGGAGGAGGACGCGGACGAGGAGGCCAAGCUGCAGGGGGGUAGCGGCCGCAGCAGCAAUGACAUCAACGUCGGCGGCGCCGCCGUGCCGGCUCAGCCGCAAAAGUCCAAGAGAGGGCUCUUCUUGGACGUCUUCGUCAUUCUUCCGGUGAUGCAGGUGGUGACCUGGGUGGGCAUCCCGGCGAUGAUCCGCGCGGGGUCGACGACGUCGGUGAUGACGGUGCUGCUGGUGGCGUUCCUGUUCGAGUACCUGCCCAAGCUCUACCACUCGGCCCGCUUCCUCCGGCGGAUGCGGAACGUGUCCGGCUACAUCUUCGGCACCAUCUGGUGGGGCAUCGCGCUCAACCUCAUGGCCUACUUCGUCGCCGCUCACGCGGUGGGCGCGUGCUGGUACUUGCUCGGGGCGCAGCGGGCCACCAAGUGCCUGAGGGAGCAGUACUGCGACGACGGGCGCGGCGGGUGCGCGGCCGCGGCGCUGGCGUGCGCGCGGCCGCUCUACUACGGCGGCGGCGGCGGAUCUACUACGGCGGUGGGCGCGGACAGGCUCCAGUGGGCCGGCAACUCCAGCGCGAGGGCGACGUGCCUGGACAGCGGCGACGACUACGAGUACGGGGCGUACAAGUGGACCGUCAUGCUGGUGGCCAACCCCAGCUGGGUCGAGAAGAUCCUCCUCCCGAUAUUCUGGGGCCUCAUGACGCUCAGUACCUUUGGGAACCUGGCGAGCACGACGGAGUGGUCGGAGAUCGUGUUCAACAUCAUCACCAUCACUGGCGGGCUGAUACUCGUCACGAUGCUCAUCGGUAACAUCAAGGUGUUCCUGAACGCGACGACGUCCAAGAAGCAGGCGAUGCACACGCGGCUGCGGAGCGUGGAGUGGUGGAUGAAGCGCAAGAACCUGCCACAGAGCUUCCGGCACCGGGUCCGGCAGUACGAGCGGCAGCGCUGGGCGGCCACCCGCGGCGUGGACGAGUGCCGCAUCGUGCGCGACCUCCCGGAGGGCCUCCGCAGGGACAUCAAGUACCACCUCUGCCUCGACCUCGUCCGGCAGGUGCCGCUGUUCCAGCACAUGGACGACCUGGUGCUCGAGAACAUCUGCGACAGGGUCAAGUCGCUCGUCUUCCCAAAAGGAGAAGCGAUCGUCAGAGAAGGCGACGCGGUGCGGAGGAUGCUCUUCAUCGUGCGCGGCCACCUGCAGAGCAGCCAGGUGCUGCGGAACGGCGCCACGAGCUGCUGCAUGCUGGGCCCGGGGAACUUCAGCGGCGACGAGCUACUAUCGUGGUGCCUGCGGCGGCCCUUCCUGGAGCGGCUGCCAGCGUCGUCCUCCACGCUGGUCACGCUGGAGAGCACGGAGGCGUUCGGGCUGGAGGCCGCCGACGUCAAGUACGUCACGCAGCACUUCCGCUACACCUUCACCAACGAGAAGGUGCGCCGCAGCGCCCGCUACUACUCGCACGGGUGGCGCACCUGGGCCGCCGUGGCGGUGCAGCUCGCGUGGAGACGGUACAAGCACCGCAAGACGCUCACUUCGCUGUCAUUUAUCCGGCCACGCAGGCCACUGUCGCGGUGCUCAUCGCUCGGGGAGGAGAAGCUGCGCCUUUACACCGCGCUGCUCACCUCGCCCAAGCCCAACCAGGACGACCUGCUGUAGGUCAGGCACAUUGUCAUUGGCUUUUAUGGUGGCAUGAAACACUGAAUUUUAAACGGUGCCAAAGCGAAGCCAAAUGAAAACCUACAUGAUGUUCAGCCUAGCUACAUUGCCUAGAAGCUCCGUUCAAUUUCUCUUGUUGCACUCUUCAGGUGCAACAUGUUUCAUUUCUUCCAUUUAAACAAGCCAUUGUGCCAAGGCGUAAUAGGUGAAUCUAUCAAUCGAGUAUUUCUAACAAAGAAAAACUGGAACUUUGCGGACUUCUAUUGCAAGAAAGGGAAUGUGUGAGCAAUAAGAUGAAAAGCAGCCAAUAGAACUUGAACAGAAACAAAUUUAGUGCAAGUAGUACUCUGAUGAUCUGAUCCUCUUCACUACUAGAGACACCCGAAUGUUGCAGGUGCAUAUAAGUUUAUC